Pieris brassicae (large cabbage white) is the source of this 2861-nucleotide messenger RNA. RefSeq lists its product as uncharacterized. The transcript is spliced from 15 exons. The coding region runs from base 154 to 2730 and encodes 858 amino acids. Gene Ontology annotation, biological process: proteolysis. Gene Ontology annotation, molecular function: metallocarboxypeptidase activity; zinc ion binding. The record is from RefSeq and is a predicted model, not a curated record. Lineage: Eukaryota; Metazoa; Arthropoda; Insecta; Lepidoptera; Pieridae.
CGAAGUAAAACGGUCAGUUGCCACAAUAAACACAAAAACAGUUUAAUAAAAGAUGUAGGAAACAAAAAUGGAUAUCACUUACAAUAGUUUAUCUUUUAUUCGACUCCUAAAAUGACAAAACAGUACAACAGUACAACAAUAUAAACCCUCAAAAUGCAGAGCAAUUCCGAUCUAUAUUACUUUGAUUCACCAACAAAACCGCGCUUUUCAAAACGACAAUUCUCAAAAUACUAUAUUCUGAAUGAUUCUGAAUCUGAUUUAAACGCAAACGAUGUAAGUGAAGAAAGCUUUGAUGAUACAAAGCCACCAAACAAACCAAUUCAUAAGGAAGAUUUUGCUGAACGAUCGAUCCAUGAAAAGUUGUCAAAACCUGUUUUAAAAUCGGAUGAUAUAAUUAGGAAACAUGAAUCAAACGAAAAACCCAUACAGCGGAUGGACUGGGAGAACUACCAUCGUCUAAACGUGAUACAUAAUUUUAUGGACGAAUUGGAAUAUAGUAACCCAUCUAUAUGCACAGUGGGUUUAAUAGGAACCUCUCUCGAAGGAAGAGAUUUAAAGAUACUUAAGAUCUCGAACAGUGUCGCUAGUAAUGCCGCAGUAUGGAUGGAUGCUGGAAUACAUGCCAGGGAGUGGAUAGCCCCUGCAGUAAACACAUACAUCGCCAAUCAUAUCGCUAAAAACUUUAAUACAUUGCCAGCAUAUCUUACCAAUAAAGACUGGUACUUUCUUCCAGUGGUCAAUCCUGAUGGUUAUGAAUAUUCGCACACAGUUAAUCGGAUGUGGAGAAAAAAUAGAGCCUGGCAUGGGGGUCAAUGCUUGGGUGUCGAUUUGAACAGAAACUUUAGUUACGGCUGGGGUGGAAGCGGUUCUUCGGAAAAUCCAACACAUGCUUUUUAUCGCGGACCAGAGCCUUUCUCGGAGCCAGAGUCAUCAGCUAUGAGGGAUUUUCUUUCGAAUAGUGGUAUUUCUUUCAAAGUCUACAUAACAUUACAUAGUUAUGGGCAAAUUAUUCUGUUUCCUUUUGCGUAUAGAGAUGAGCUGUGCCCGGACUAUGUUAGAUUACUUGAGGGGGCUGCCGUAAUGUCUAAGACGAUUUACGAAACCAGUGGGAACACCUACAAAGUCGGUAUAUCAAGGGAUGUUAUGUACGGUGCGGCUGGUACUAGUAAUGAUUGGAGCUACGGAGCAGCUGGAAUCCCUUACUGCUAUCUCAUAGAGCUGCGAAGCAAGAAACAUAAAUUCAAACUACCGAAAGAAGAGAUACAGGAGACGGGAAAAGAAAUCCUGAAUUGUGUGAUGGCGUUGAUGGAGUUUAUUGAUGAGAAGGAACGGGUGAAGCAUCAAAGAGAUGGUCCUUACUUAUUUAUAAAGAAUAAACUAAACCUGUCAUUGUCAAAUUAUAGUCCGAACAAACAACAAAACAUUUUCAAAAUUGCAAGUAUACUGAAAUCAAAUUCCAUAAAAAGAGACAUAAGCCAUAAAACAGUUUUAACAAACAUCACAGUGGCACCACUCAACUCCAAGACCCAAGUCUGGGAAAUAAGAUUUACGAAUGAGGGACAAAGAUUGUUUAUGAAAACAUUAGACACAGCAGGAGCAAUUAAUAUUUGGAAAGAAGAGCAUAGCACCAUGGAUGUGAUGGUGGAAGGGCCCCGAGCGUCUCAAGUCGCUGGCAUGUUGCAUGAAAGGGAGAUUCCAUAUGCAAUCGCUGUAGGAGAUGUGAAUGUACUAUUGGAAAGAGAGCAGGGUACAGUUCUGAAUAAAUUGAGACGCCAGUCUAGUGCAAGUCGUAAUAUGGAUUGGCAUACAUUCCACCGAUUAGAUGUUAUCUACGAGUUUAUGGAAAAUUUGGCCAAGGAAUACCCUUAUUUGUGUACCGUGAUGAUCAUUGGAAAAUCAGUUGAAGGAAGGGAUUUAAAGUUACUGAAGAUAUCAAAUGGAGACUCCUCAAAUCCAGGUGUAUGGCUGGAUGGUUCCAUACAUCCUCGUGAAUGGAUCAGUGCAGCUGUCGUGACAUACAUCGCUAAUCAGCUGGUUCGCAACUUCCAAAUUCAGUCUGAGAGCGUUAGGAAUAAAGACUGGUAUAUUCUUCCAGUGAUGAAUCCAGAUGGCUACGAAUACACACACACAUACGACCGCAUGUGGAGAAAAAAUAGAGCGCGGUAUGGUGAAUGUGUUGGUGUCGAUCUUAAUCGAAACUUUAGUUAUGGUUGGGGCGAAAAAGGUGAGGAAGGAUCUUCAGACGACCCCGGAAAUAUCUUCUUUCGAGGGUCAAAGGCAUUUUCUGAACCGGAAACCAGUGCUGUAAAGCGGCUGAUCGUGGAAUCUCCGACCACCUUUAAGGUGUUCCUCUCGUUCCAUAGCUAUGGAGAAGUCAUAAUUUUCCCCUGGGGCUACAUUGGCGAUCCUUGUCCAGACUAUAUUGAGCUUCUCGAAGGAGGUACCGCAAUGGCUAAGGCUAUUUUCGAAACCAGUGGCCACACUUACAAAGUAGGAAGUACAAAGGACUUAAUGUACUAUGCAGCUGGUAACAGCAUUGACUGGAGCUAUGGAGUAGCCAACAUACCAUACUCAUAUAUGGUGGAGCUAAGAGGGAAACAAUACAGAUUCUUAUUACCGCGAGAAGAAAUUAUACCAACAGCCCGAGAAGCGAUGAGCGGCGUAUUACGACUCAUGGAUUUUGUCGAUAAAAGGACUAAAAGUGUACAAUCUUGCGUAUGUUCUAAAUAGUACGUUGCUGUGAUAUUUAAAAGAAUAUAAAUAUAAUUAACAUAAUUUACCUAUUAAACUGUACUUGUACUUUUUAUAAAUAGUCGUUGUAUACAAACUCGUGUCCUCCUUUUUACUUAAAUAAAUUUUUG